This is a messenger RNA of Trematosphaeria pertusa, 1356 nucleotides long. Its product is annotated as glycoside hydrolase family 76 protein. Gene Ontology annotation, molecular function: mannan endo-1,6-alpha-mannosidase activity. The transcript is spliced from 3 exons. NCBI's taxonomy places the organism in Eukaryota, Fungi, Ascomycota, Dothideomycetes, Pleosporales, Trematosphaeriaceae. The record is from RefSeq and is a predicted model, not a curated record. The coding region runs from base 1 to 1356 and encodes 451 amino acids. Gene Ontology annotation, biological process: fungal-type cell wall biogenesis; carbohydrate catabolic process.
AUGAAGUUAUCUCGCUCGGCCCUUGGGGUGCUGGGCGCCUCUGCCCUGCUGGCAUCUGGCGCGGGUGCGAUUGAUAUGGACAUCAAUUCUCCAGAAUCGAUCAAGAAGGCUGCAGGCAUUGCGGCGGCCGGCCUGCGAAAAUGGUACACUGGCGACCGACCCGGAGACGUCCCCGGCAAUCUCCCAGACCCCUACUUCUGGUGGGAAUGCGGGGCUAUGUUCAACGCUUUCAUUGACUACUGGUACUACACCGGCGACGACCAAUACAACAACAUCACGUCACAGGCUAUGCAGCACCAGAUCGGAGACUACCAAGCCUUUAUGCCGCCUAAUCAGACAAAGACGCUGGGUAACGACGACCAGGCUUUCUGGGGAAUGGCCGCCAUGUCUGCCGCGGAGAAUAAGCUGCCCGAUCUUCCCGAUGGUCAAGGCCCGUCAUGGCUUGCCCUUGCACAGGCCGUGUUCAACACCCAAGCUGUCCGCUGGAACACCGACGCCUGCGGCGGAGGGUUGAAGUGGCAGAUCUUCACCUUCAAUAAUGGAUACAACUACCGGAACACCAUUUCCAACGGAUGCUUCUUCAACAUUGCCGCCCGUCUCUACAAGUACACCAAUAACCAGACGUACGCUGACUGGGCUGAAAAGGCGUGGAACUGGGAGCUCGCCAUCGGUCUCAUGAGUCAAGAUUACCAUUACUUUGAUGGUACCGAUGACAGACAGAACUGCAGCAGCGUUAACCAUAUUCAAUGGACCUACAAUGCAGGCGUGCAUAUGGCCGGUGCUGCCGCUUUGUGGAAUGCUACUGGAAGCGAGGAAUGGAGGACGAAGCUACUGGGCAUCAUCAACGCCACCAAUGUUUUCUUCAAGGAUAACAUCAUGUUCGAAGUCGCGUGCGAGUCCAACGGCAAAUGCGAUGUCGAUCAGCGAUCUUUCAAGGCCUACCUCGCCCGUUGGAUGGGUUACACCAUGAUUGUGGCCCCGUGGACCCGCGACUUAAUGAUGAAUCGAAUGCAACUUUCGGCUCAGGCCGCCGCCAAGCAGUGCAAUGCUGGUGAGGAUCAGCAGACCUGCGGUCUCCGCUGGACCAACAACGGCGUCAACGAUGGCAGCUUCGGUGUCGGAGAGCAGAUGGCCGCGAUGGAGAUCUUCCAGAACCUCCUGAUCGACCAGGUCUCUGGUCCUGCCACGGAGAACGCCGGCGGGAUUUCUAAGAGUGAUCCGUCUGCAGGAGGUGAGGUGCAGAGCCAGCCCAUUACCUUCAACGAAAUCACGACGGGCGACAAGGCUGGAGCUGGCUUCCUGACCACCAUUGUCCUUAUUGGUAUCGUUGCGGGUGCUUGGUGGAUGGUUGCGUAA